CUGAUCUUUGUUUAGUUUUACACUAAAGACAAUGUGGGUGAUUGAGGCAACUUGUGAGUUUAGUGUUAGGUAAAACCUUCAGCAUAGCAAACUGAUCGGCUGAUCACUCACUUGUCGGUUAGCGAUAAGUAACUGACUUUCAAAAGUAAUUGUAUCCUCUUCAGCAUAAUGAAUAGCUGUAUCUCUGUAGGAAACUGCUGUUCUGUAUAAUAAACGUUUUCAGAACUAGCUCUCAUUGUAUAAUAUACAAAGCUGCUGGAUCGUGUUGUCAAAAACUUCUGUUUCCUGUUUUAUUUCAGUAUGAGAUGAAAAAGAAUCCAACCAUGUUUUGGAAAGCAUUUUUUGCAGUGUUAAUUCACGCUUCACACGAGUAUCCGCUGACUACAAAUCGACCUUCAGUUUCACGCAGGUUUCCAUUAACCACAAAUCGACCAUCACUGCCAAGAACAAUCUCAGCAAUGGUACAUCAAACUCCUUCAGCAUUACCUGUUAGACCAACAACUAGACCUCGUUCCAGUCUUCCAAUCAGAUCUUCAACCAGGCACAUGACCACACCUCGUCAAAAACCAACAACCGGUGCUCCUACACCUCGGUUAUACUCUACAGGGCAUGCAAAUCCGGUUCAACCUCAACAACUAACAUUUGAUGUUCCAGCAACGCCUAAAAAGCAUCCACAUCCAAUUCAUCCGGUGCAUCAUGUUCAUCCGGUGCACCACGUUCAUCCGCCGCACGAUCCAAUAAUAGUCGGUCCCACUCCUUUACCGGUUAAACAAGGUCCAGAUCCGGUGCGUCCGGAAAUACCGUGUUGUCAUCCGCAUGUUGUUCAUGAGCCGGUUCCUCCUAAAGAACCGGUAAUGUUAGACGUUCCAUGUUGUUGUGAUUGUUGUUGUGAUAAUUGUAAUGAUUGUAAUGGUUGCAAGAACUGCACACCGUGUAUAAACUGUCCGUGGUCAGACUGGACAUGUAACUGUUGUCCGUGUUCAAACUGUCCACAAAAUAACUGUUGCAGUUCCUGUCAAACUACCAAUCAAAAUUGUUGCAACUCGUGUAUGAACUGUCAACAACCACCUUGUUGUCAACAAACACUACAAAAGAGUGGCGCAACGCCACCAAAUACAGUGACUGCAAAAUUACCGGCACCGAUAGUACCAAUGCCAUCUAUACCACCGAUGCCUCCUUAUCCGGAGUUUAGAAAUUUUUAAUAGCUUUUUUUUAUCACGCUUGUAAAUAUCAUGUACAGAUGAAUCGUUAUGACUAAUAGGUACUUGAUAGGAAUAUAAUAUAUUUAUUCUUUAAACUGGAUCUUUUUCGGGUGUAUUAGUUAAAUUUAACCUGUCUUUAAUUUUCUUUCAUAUUCUGUGAACAGAUUCUAGCCUUGUUAAAUGAUUUUUUUUUUCGCGGAGAAUUAGGCAAAUUGACCAUGAAAGGUAACCUCGUCCCAAGAGUUUUUGUCUCCCCAGCGCUGCUCUUAUUGACGUGUUCAUCUCGUCACAUAUACAAAAAGAGACAACGGGCCCUUUUUUUGCGCAGAUCUAUGGUUAUGUAAGCAGUCAUGUUUGUACAGCGUUUAUGUUUCCACAAUAUUGUACCCAAGGCUUUUUCACUUUUUGUUGGUGCAAAAAUAGUAGCAGAUUUGUGUUGAAAGUGACUGUUUUGUAUUUAAAUUCCUAUACGAACGAGAGUGACAAAAAAAGGUCUAAUUUUCCCAAUUUGCAAUUUCGUUCCUAGGGCAUCUUGUGUCUUUCCUGUCAUAGGGACGCAGUUGGAAGCAACAGGCUGGUACUAGCCGAAAUAAAUGAGGCACAACCACUUUACCUCAAUUUUUUUGUAUCUGUAGAAAAACAGAAGGUGCCAGGCCUGGUGAACAAGCGGAAUAAAAAACAGAGACUUUCAAAUUAACGUUUCCCUUUGAUAAUUACGUCAUUUCCUUCUGUACAAUCUUGCAAGCACACUAAUUAAUUAUUCAUGAAUUUUGAUUUAAAGAGGAAUUGCUGAGGCAGAGAUAAGGAAAUGUAAGUUCUGGCACAUCACGCGCACGCCCCCAGUCUAACACAACAAGCCCCCGAUCAUCCAAUACAAGUCCUAUCAUGCUGUGCUUAGUCAUUCAUAUUAAGGUAAAGUCUUUACCAUGCAGUGUUUAGUCAUGAAUAUCAAGGUAGCACUCCAACACAAAAAGCCCCUACUAAGGCUUAUUCUCAAGCGGAGAAUUUAGGUAUUGCUUACAUACUGUACAGACUGAAGUUAUUUUAAGACGUCAUUUCUGCUUUCUUCCCUCCCUGAGCUCGCGUUCGUUAAUGG
Molecule: messenger RNA, 2298 nt
Organism: Hydractinia symbiolongicarpus
Lineage: Eukaryota; Metazoa; Cnidaria; Hydrozoa; Anthoathecata; Hydractiniidae
Exons: 2
Coding region: 306-1202 (298 amino acids)
Source: RefSeq, a predicted model, not a curated record